CCAGCCAGGGUCAACCUCUCUCCAGUGUUACCCUCGACAGCCGACGUUGCAUGUCCCACAGACCGGGGGGGAACAAGACAGUUGUGGAUUCGGUCACUAAGGAAGGAUUGACCAUGAUACCAAUAGCAAGUGGGAGAGAAAAGAGAGUAAAUGGAGAUGAGAGCAGCAGUGGAGGAGCUCGUGGCGGUGGGUGUCGUUUUUCGCCAAGCAGGAUCCACCAGCAAGAAAAGAAGAAAACAAUUCAAUUGCUCUGUUGUUCUUCUGGAGUACUACAAUGCAUCAGUGAAGAAAUGUAAAUCCUUCAAUAUUCUUCCUCUUUGCUUCUCCACGGUACCUGGUGCCUUGAUUGAUCCUAACUCUCAGGAACGCGUGGAUACCCGCCCUCGGAACAUCUACCCAGAAGGUUGGAAACUAUCGAGACAAGCUAAACUUCGCCUUCGGGUGGAAUGGGCGGAGUUGGGUGAUCGAGUAUCUCCACCCCGAAACUCCCAUCCACUAGACUACCAGAAACCAGCCAGAUAUUGUGGCGCAGGGCAAUAAAAGGAUUGAAUUAGGGGCCCCGCUUAGGAGAAGCCCUGGUGUGCCCGGCAUCAACUUGCUGUCUAGUUAUUAGACCAGAUGUCUCUGCAUUGACUCUGAAGGCAAUAUUGUCGAUGACCACAAGAGGCCCCAAAAAGCAGUCAAACCUUGAAUCAGCCAUCCGAAGCAUCCUGCUGCAAUCAUCAGACACCGGAAGUUGCGGGUUGCAGAUAGCCACGGAAGCGCCGCUGCACCCGGCUUCCCUCCACGUUGUGCCCUUCAACAGCAUCCAGGAAGAGUAAGGCAUCUUCGACAUUGGAGCGGAGUACUCCGGCAAAUGUAUUCCGUGAUAGCCCCCGUUAGUUGAG
Messenger RNA from Aspergillus welwitschiae, 887 nucleotides. RefSeq lists its product as uncharacterized. The transcript has a single exon. NCBI's taxonomy places the organism in Eukaryota, Fungi, Ascomycota, Eurotiomycetes, Eurotiales, Aspergillaceae. Bases 151 to 540 code for a protein of 129 amino acids. The record is from RefSeq and is a predicted model, not a curated record.